Messenger RNA from Helianthus annuus (common sunflower), 385 nucleotides. RefSeq lists its product as uncharacterized. The transcript has 2 exons. NCBI's taxonomy places the organism in Eukaryota, Viridiplantae, Streptophyta, Magnoliopsida, Asterales, Asteraceae. The record is from RefSeq and is a predicted model, not a curated record. The coding region runs from base 77 to 385 and encodes 102 amino acids.
AUUUCCCGCCAUUCAGUCUGCUAUCUUCUCCUAUCUCUCUGUCUCCUCUCGCUUUCAUGCCACCUGUAUCAGUAGUAUGGCCGCUGUACCGGAGAACGGCACCGUUGACGCUCCGCCGCUCAAUGACAAUGUCAAAAUCGGAUUCCAACGCCCGGAGAUGUACUCCGAGAAACUUUCCGGCACCGCUAUUGCAUACAACUGUCAUGUAAUCCUUUGUUAUAAGACUCAUGAACAGUGGCCGUCGCGAGUUGAAUCGUCUGACGCUCAUCCGCUGCCGAAGGUGCUUGCCGGAGCUCUGAAAGCUCGGAAGAACGACAUUCCUAUGAAGACUUUGUUGACGAUAUGCGACGAACGUGAAGGUACAGUGGUGGGUGGUCGGAGUUGA